Bombyx mandarina (wild silkworm) is the source of this 522-nucleotide messenger RNA. It is a transcript of the gene Dph3, whose product is annotated as Diphthamide biosynthesis 3. The record is from RefSeq and is a predicted model, not a curated record. Gene Ontology annotation, molecular function: metal ion binding. Gene Ontology annotation, biological process: protein histidyl modification to diphthamide. Lineage: Eukaryota; Metazoa; Arthropoda; Insecta; Lepidoptera; Bombycidae.
CACAGUGGCGAAACAUGCAUGAUGCAUGUGGUCGGUACAGAAUUGAAUUUGCUGGAAUCUGAAAUUAUUUUAAUUUCGUUUUUAUUAACACCAGAAUGACUAUAUUCCACGACGAGAUAGAAAUAGAAGAUUUUGAUUAUGACGAAGAAGAUGAAAUGUACUAUUACCCAUGUCCAUGCGGUGACAGAUUUCAAAUAAGCAAGGAGGAAUUAAUGGCGGGAGAAGAAGUAGCGACAUGCCCAAGCUGUUCUCUCGUUGUCAAAGUUAUUUAUGAUCUGGAAAAAUUCAAAGCAGAGUCUGAAGAAAUAGUAAGAGAUGAUACUGACAAAGAAACUGUUAAGGUAUAAAAAGAAAAUACCAAAUUUUGGUAAAUGAGCCUACAACAGACUCAGCAGGAUGAGUUGUCUGCAUCAGGAGCAGAGUUCUAGGAUGCAAUUAACAUUAUCUGUGAUCAAAAAUAUUUUAAUAAAGUUAGAUUGUUAAUCUUGUAUUUUUUUUUAUUAUGAUUAUGAUGAUUAUAAA